Anopheles gambiae (African malaria mosquito) is the source of this 11623-nucleotide messenger RNA. RefSeq names its product homeotic protein female sterile. Gene Ontology annotation, biological process: chromatin remodeling; regulation of DNA-templated transcription. Bases 1756 to 7281 code for a protein of 1841 amino acids. The transcript has 12 exons. Gene Ontology annotation, cellular component: nucleus; chromatin. Lineage: Eukaryota; Metazoa; Arthropoda; Insecta; Diptera; Culicidae. The record is from RefSeq and is a predicted model, not a curated record.
AAAGACGAACGUCAGUGACACACGUCAGUGUGCCAGUGUCAAAAACCAACACACCCAUUAUUUAGCAUUUCCGUCUUGCGAUCGUGACUAACUUUUUCUCGCAGAAAAGACUGGUGAAACUCUCGAUGUCUCUGUAACGGCACGUAGAAAAUCCGAAAACAAAACGGUGAAUAUCGUUCGAUACCUGGAUUUGUAUGAGCUGCGGGGAAUAAUGCUACGUACGUAGAGUCUGGUGGGAGUGUGCUGGUUGAUUUUGUUGGAAAGGAAGACACAGUUGCGAAGAAAAGAGAGAAAAAAGCGAAAAACCUUGAACCGUCUCGCAAGUGCUAAUGAAAAGAGCUCUAUCGUUCGCCCCUCUCCCCCCAUAUCCCCCAAAUCCGUCCGAUUGCUCCUAUCGUGCACUGCCAGACCUUCGACUCCCAGUGAACUAAACUUGUGCAAUAGUGUUCGAAUCACAUUAUAGCGUUCAUUCACUGAAGUAGUAGCGUGGUACUGAUUGAAUAAAAAGAUCUGAAUCUUGAAAAAAAAGAGAUUGUUGCAAGCAUAAAGGGUGUGUUUCUUCUUGUUUCUGUACAACACUACCGUAUCGCCCACGAAAAGGAAAAGGUGUUUCGCAGUGCAUUCAGCAGGAAGCAUAACGAAAAAAAAAAGAAAAAGAAGGAAGUGGUGCAGAGAAUGUCCAACGUCCCCUCGAACGGGAGGGUGGGCGCUUCUUCCGCUUUCUAAAAAAACGACGGAGCAACCACUGAUGUGUGCAUGUGCGUGACAGCAUUCGAUUCGUGGUGUGUACGUGUGUGUCCCCCUGUGUAUAUGUGUGUGUGUGUUGUGGCUGUCGGUCGGCUCUUGGGAACAAAACGCUCGACUCCGAGGUAUCAGGCAGCCAUUUUGUUUUCCAAGCUGGUGUGCUCCACUGGCGCGAAAGAGUUGAAUAUAUAUAUUGAGAGCUGUGCAGGGGCAGCCGUGGUAGAAAAAUAAAGGCAAAUCAAAAGCUGCUGGUGGAAAGGCAAUCAACCGCUGCGGGUAAAAAGCGAGCAAAGACGGAGGGAGGCAGAAAUUGGACUGUGCCGCAGCGUAGCAGGCUCUGGAGAAAUUAAUGUAAUUUUCAACCUCCUGCUGGACCUGCGGGACUCGCGCAGAUCGACACAGACGCCAUACUGGUACGAACGGCGGUCGCGUCGCGCUUUCUCGCUAGUAUUUCUUCCGCCCGUUGUGCGUGUGAGCCUACCAGCUUUGUGGAAAAAGUCCGAUUUCAUCGCCGGUGCACGGGAGAAGUGUGACUUUUCGCCCGUGUGGGAGAUAUGGUGGCAGUGCUGCAGCAGCAGCAUUCGGCGGCUGGAAUUUUACGCUGACUUGCAAACGUUAAUGCGCGCUGUCACCAAUACCAGUACACGCGAGCCGCCGGACUAGUCGCGCUCCGGACGGGUGCGAAUUUCGAGAGCACACUGAAAGAGCGAGAAAGCGAGAGAGAGAGUGUGUGUAUGCGCGCGCGAGAGUGUGAAAGAACCGACAGCAUACUGCGCGCGCGACGCGAAAGCGAGACCACCCGAAGCGUCACCCGUGCCAGCAGUGGAAGUUUUCUCAAACGUUUUCAGCAGUGUGGCUUGUGUUGUGCUCGGGCCGCAUUUUUCAACCUGAAUUUCAUGCGGAAAUUUGCACAGAAAGCACAGGUUUCUGCAGAACUGUGAGGUGUUUGUGAUGGUACACAGCUGACUGGACAGCAAUCCUUGAAACCUUAAACGGCUUAGUCCAGAUACUAUGCAGCAAGGGUCAGGAUCGUCAACGCCUUCAGCGGCACCGGCAAGUGUUGUGCCCCCUGCGCCGGCAACAGUCGACAGCAUGGACGAACCACCGCCAAGGAACGAGCCCGUGGUAGAGCCGGUGAACGGUAUCGUGCAGCCGCCAGUAAUGCCACCGCCGGAGCGCCCGGGCCGGUUAACGAAUCAGCUUCAUUUUCUGCUCCGGACCGUCAUGAAGGCGGUGUGGAAGCAUCAGUUCAGCUGGCCCUUCCAGCAGCCGGUCGACGCGAAGAAGCUUAAUCUGCCCGACUACCACAAGAUCAUCAAGCAGCCGAUGGACUUGGGCACGAUCAAGAAGCGGUUGGAAAACAACUACUACUGGACGAGCAAAGAAUGCAUACAGGACUUCAACACCAUGUUUACCAACUGCUACGUCUACAACAAACCGGGCGAGGACGUGGUCGUGAUGGCCCAAACGCUGGAGAAGCUCUUCCUGACGAAGGUCUCCCUAAUGCCGAAGGACGAAACGGAGAUGGAGGUGCAGCAGCCGAAGGGUGGCAAGAAGAAGCCCCGCUCGCUGGCCCCGCCCGGGACGCUGGUCGGUAACACGUCGGUAACGGGCGCGGCCGCAGCGGCCGGUGUCGCCCCGAAUGCGGCCAUCGUUGCUGGCGCGAAUGCAGUGGCGGUGGCGGCGGCAGCGGCUGCAGCCGCACGGGCCCGGCCCGGAUCGGCCCUUGGGGCGGCGGUUUCGUCCAGCGUGCCGCCGCUGAGCGCUGUUCCCCCGGGGAUGGGUGCCGCCUCGACGGUGGUCGCACCGAGUGUGCCCCCGAUCGGUACCAUGCCGCCCCAGACUGUGCCUGGUAGCACAAACACCACCACGACGGCAGGACCUAACGCGGCCGUUGCGGCACUGACGGCGGCAGCCGCUGCUGUGGCGGCCGUAAACACACCGCACAAUGCCAUGGGCAACCCAAUCGGUGCGCCGGUAGUCAGCAAACCGAGCGCGCCCACCAACCCGCCGUACAUGGUGAACAGCUCGCAGCCCGGAAUGGACACGGUGUUGCCGCCCCAGCAGCCGGCGAAGGUUAAAAAGGGUGUGAAGAGAAAGGCAGACACCACGACCCCGACAGCAACCGUGUUCGAUCCGCACUAUGGCACGCCGAUGGAUUCGAACGCUGCCAAGAUCGCCACUCGAAGGGAAUCGGGCCGUCAGGACAUAGCACCCUAUCAAACCUCAGCCUAUCCGAUGUCACCGAUGGCACACCAGGGUUCGAGCUCGUCGCAGUAUCCGCCGAAGAACAAGGAGAAGCUGUCCGACGCGCUCAAGUCGUGCAAUGAAAUCUUGAAGGAGCUGUUCUCCAAGAAGCAUUCGGGUUACGCCUGGCCAUUCUACAAACCGGUGGACGCGGAGCUGCUCGGUUUGCACGACUACCACGACAUAAUCAAAAAACCGAUGGACCUCGGCACGGUGAAGCGAAAAAUGGACAACCGGGAGUACAAGUCGGCGCCGGAGUUUGCCGCGGACGUUCGGUUAAUAUUCACCAAUUGCUACAAGUACAACCCGCCAGAUCAUGAUGUGGUCGCGAUGGGCCGGAAGCUGCAGGACGUGUUCGAGAUGCGGCUUGCCAACAUACCGGACGAACCGGUAAACAACGUUGCCCCGCACCAUCAGUGCAAGGAGAGCGAACCAUCGUCCUCGAGCGACUCGAACGACAGCGACGAAGAGAGCGAGUCGGACGAAGAGUGUGCACAGAAGUUGAAGCUGCUCGAGAAGCAACUGUUCGAGAUGCAGGAGCGCAUGCGGAAGCUCACCGAGGAGGCACUGCUGAAGAAGAAGCAGAAGAAGAAGUCAAAGGACAAAAAGAAAUCUUCUGUUGCCGGACCGGGCGGUGCGGCCGGCGGUGGUGCGAGUGAUAUUAAGGGGAUGAUGGAUCCCCACGCCGGGCUCAGUAUGCCGCACGGUCCCGGCAAGGCGAUGCAUCAAAUGGCGGGCGUAAUGGGUCAACCGCCGAUGGGCGGUGCAGGGGCGGCCCCGGUAAUGCCAGCAGCCGCCACCAAGGCGAAGGCGAAGGGCCAGCGAGCACCGAAAGCGGGCGGUGUGGCUGGGGGCGCUGCAUCCAAUGCACCGGCAAAGCGCGCUAAGAACGCAGGCGCUGCUGGUGGCACCAGUGCGCCUCGGGCCCCGAACAAGAAGAAGGCGUCCCAGAACGUUUCGAACUUUGAUUCGGAAGAGGAAGACACGGCCAAACCGAUGUCGUACGAUGAGAAGAGGCAGUUGUCGCUGGACAUCAACAAACUACCGGGCGAUAAGCUGGGCAGAGUUGUACAUAUAAUUCAAAGCCGGGAGCCAUCAUUACGCGAUUCCAAUCCGGACGAGAUCGAGAUCGAUUUCGAAACGCUGAAGCCAUCAACGCUACGAGAGCUGGAAAGCUACGUAGCUUCCUGUCUCCGCAAGAAAACUCGUAAGCCUUACUACAAAAAAGUGUCUGGUAAAUCCAAGGAGGAACAGAUGACGGAGAAAAAGCAAGAGCUGGAAAAACGGCUCCAGGAUGUGACGGGUCAACUAGGCACUGGGAAGAAGAACGCGAAGAAGGACGAAGCCAACAAACAGGAUGUUGCUCCCUCCGGAGGCAACAUGUCCUCCAGCAGUAGCUCCAGUGAUUCCUCGUCGUCGAGUUCAAGCGAUUCCAGUUCUAGUGAUUCCAGCGACAGUGAAGCAGAAGCUGGAGGGCGACCACCUCGCAAGAAGAAGAAGGAUUCCUCCUCCCCCAUGGGAUCUGGAGGCAACAAUCCGGCUAAUACGUCCUCUGCUCCAGCCACCGCAUCAACACUAUCGGCAACGGCAGCGGUAUCGCAGUUGCUACCGAGUGCUGGCGCCAAUAACACAAACACCACCUCCAACACCACUACUACUACCACGAACAACAACUCCAAUACCAUCACACCUCUCCCGAACGCCGCCGCUCAGCAGCCACAGCAGCAGCAGCAGCAGCAGCAACAUCCUCCGGCUAACGGCAGCAGUGCCCUAAACCCGACCGCAGUCGCUGGCCCGCCACAACACUCCCAAGUGCACCUCGCUGCACAUCAGCAGCAGCAGCAGCAUCGGCAAACGCCAGCAAACCAGCUACAGCAGUCACUCAUACCGCCACCACCACACUCAUCUCAGUCCACAUCCACGCUGGUAUCAUCAACCUCCUCCUCUAUUACCACCUCCUCCUCCACCUCCUCAUCAGGUGCCGGAGGGGCCCCAUCGAGCAUGGGCGUUGCAGCUACCACCGGCAGUCACAACGGUAACAAUCCACCAGCAGCUACAACAAGCAUUGCUGCUGCCGUUUCAUCUGGGUACGGUGGCAUGAUGGGUCUUUCCCAAACGCCGGCCACAACAGUGGUUGACUCUGUGCCAGCGCUUCUGCAGAUUCCUUCACUAGCGCAGCAGCAGACGAUGGCCGCCGGUUCGCACACGCUAGCGAACGCGCUAAUGAUGUCAGCAAGCGGUACGGCAAACAGUAACAGCAAUGGCAUGGGCGGCGGCGUCAGUGGAACUAAUAGUAACAGCGGCAAUCCCAACCCGAUCGGUAGUAGUAACAGCAACCAACUCUCUUUACCACCUCCCAUACCAUCACCAAACACCACCACCACUACUACCAGCACGAUGCUACCUGUGAAUAAUAAUGCUUUGACCACCACCACCACCACCAGUACUAGUAAUAAUCUGGGCAAUAGUGCUAUCUUGAAUAACUCCAUCACUGUUACGCAGCACCAGCAGCAAAAUGCGGCACUCGGCGCGAACGGCAUUGCUCCCCCGGUGCCGGUUACGGCCCAUGCACCAACGUCCGGCAUUACCACCAGCAGCAGCAACGUUAUCAACACGAACGGUAGCGAUGGUGCACUGAAUGCCAGCAACGGUCUGAUCAAUAGUAUGCUGGGACUACCGCCAACGUCCCAGCUUGCUACGAGUCUGGCCGCGAUGACGAACCUGGCCAGUAUGGCUGGCGGUCUGCCACAGCCCCCCUUGCAGAUGCAGACGCAAAGUCAGCAGGUGAGCAAACAGCAGCAACAGCAGCAGCUGGUACAUGGAGGUGCCACCCAGUCCCAACAGCAGCCACAGCAGCAGCUGCAGCACGCACAGCAGCAGCAGCAGCAACAGCAACAGCUUAAUCAACAGUUCCGUCUCGGGGGUGCUGCCGGCAACAACGGGCAUGGCGGGCUCGGCGGAGGCUUCAUUGAUCCUCUCGAGCACACGCUCAACUCGUUCGAGCAGUCGAUCAAGGCGGAACCGCUAGGGCUGAACCUGCUGAACGACAUGCCCGCCGCGCUAAAGCAAGACCUCACGACGAGCAUGCUGUCCGCCAACAUGGAUCUGUGUAUGGCGCAUCUGCAGAACCAGCUGCACUCCGGCAACAACGGUUUCGCGAGCGAGUUCAAUGGCAACGGGCCGCUGAACGGUGGAGCCAGCGCUGGCAUGGGUCUCGGUGCGGGCAUGAACCAGAUGGUCAUGAACAGUAUGGCAUCGUCGGCUGCUGCUGCCGCCGCCGCCGCCGCCAACAGUGCGCUGAUGGGUGGUGGCAUGCCAUCGAUAUUCGAUCCACUGCAGAGCUUUAUGCGUUCGGGGGCGGGAGUGGCGGCCGCCGCUGCUGCCGCCGGAGGAUACCACCAGUCGAAUGCGGUCGGUGCGGGAGGUGCCCCGGCGGGCAUGGCAGGGCUGAUGACGGGUGCAAGUAACAGUAGCAACGGUGCCGGGCUGGGCAGCGGCGCCAGUGCUGGCAACGUCGGCGCAAUGCACGAUCGUUCGAUCGAUCUGACGCAGGCGGGCAGCAACAACAGUAACAGCAGCGGCGGCUCACUGGGCGGAGCAGUACCGCCUGGGAUGAUGCCAACCGGCAACGGUGGCGGUAACAUGAUGGCCAUCAAGAAGGAGGAACCGGGGGUGGGCGGUGGCAAGUUUAUGCUGACGCCGAAACCGAUCGAAGACUUGCUGAUCAACCCGAACGAGAAGAAGAUGGGCAGUACGCCACCGCCGGCCGACGUGAAGGGCGGGAACGUGGCGAACGCGUUCAACAAGGGCCAGGAUCCGAAGAGUGCCUGGUCGUCGCUGGCCGCCGCGGUGUCGCCCCAGAAUACGCCCACGUCGAACAAGCCGAAACCGUCGAUGGACUCGUUCCAGGCGUUCCGCAACAAAGCAAAGGAGAAGUUUGAUCGAAUGCAGCAGCAGGAGCUGAAACGAUCGCAGAAGGAGCAGGCGGAGAAGGAGCUGAAGCGCCAGCAGGAGCAGCAAAAGAUAAAGCAGGAAGAGAUCAACAAUGGACGAAAAUUACCUAUCGAACCCGUCCAGCCAAGAGUAGUGGAAGAGAUCAAAACAUCGCCACAGGGUAGUCCAUCCCCGGGAGGAACGCCUACCACGCCGCAUGCGCUAGAUCGUUCCGCCGCCAAGCGGGCAGAACUGCGGCGCCUCGAACAGGAACGUCGAAGAAGAGAAGCGAUGGCCGGUCAGAUCGAUAUGAACAUGCAAAGUGAUUUGAUGGCCGCCUUCGAAGAGUCACUGUAAAGCGCGUAAAAAAACCCCGUAAUAAAGCUGCAGAUACCCUUCCAUUCGAUUAAGGGAACGUAAUAAUAGGCAUGGAACAAUCGACACGGUGUUCCCCACCACCAUCAUACAUCCGCUUUCGAAGAACAAUCGAACAAUCGUUAGGACGAGACGUGUUGCACAUAUUCGGCAAUUAAUGCGGUCGUCUAGUUACAGCUCCGUUACACAUCCGCAGUGUUGUUGUGCGUGUACGAACCGUUACCCUAUUCCCUGUACACACAGAAACCUACAGCAUCCAUUGAGCAUCCUCCAGGUGCAGCAGAGAACAGUAAUCUUCGAUACCGAUAGCGUUUGUUACCAAAAAUACACAAAAAAAAACUCAAAAUAAAAAAGGGAUUAUCCACACAACGCCACCGCGCGUAAAACCACCGAAAUCGUAGGGAUGAUGCUAGAUGAAGAUAACUGAAUCCUGCUGUUGUGUGUGUGCCUGGCCAAAUGGGUAGUAGUAAUGAUUUGGUGAGUACGAACUAUACACCUAUUCUGCUACUUAAACAAACCCUCAUUUCAUCGUAAGAGAAAGGGCGAUCACUCCCAUGUUAUCAGACUAUCACUAGAGGGGCAAAUCUACACUAAUCAGAAAGUGUUAUACGCAUCCCAUACUCAAACGAUCAUGCAAUGUAUAGUUUAGCCCUACACACACACACACACACGCACACAGAGCGGUAAGCGUAGUUCGAAGUCUGUAACGAUGAUGAUGUGGAUUGGUUUGGUGUGGUUCAUUGUCGCAUUAGGGGUAUAGUUUUAUUAUGUUCGAUUAGCGACAGUGAAGUCAUUACUUCGUAGCGUUUAGCCGGUUCAAAGGAAUGGUGGACGGCGGUGCAAACGUCUUUACGCGUUAGUGGUGUAGUGAUGGAAUAACUCAGAACAUAGCCCAUCGCCCUCUCCUGUGCUAAACGGCACCACUAGAAAUCUUGUGUAUAGAAACAAUCAAACGAUCCCUUGUCGCAACUGACACCCCAGCAUGAUGGGAUAUUGGAAUGAGUAGUUAAGAAAGGAGGAGACACAUACACACCAUUACUAUAAAGCAGACGAAGUGUGAAUGUUAGCAGGAAAUUAAAAAAAAAUACUAUAAAUAGUAGAACGUAUCUAGACAUAUAGCUGUAGUAGAAAGUAAAGAAAAAAGGAAAAGAAAAACAAAGCAAAAAUGUGUUUAGCAUAGCAGAAGACGAUAAACGAAACAAUAUAUUAUGUUUACAAUUUCUGGGUAGUUAGUAGUGGCGGAAGGAGGGAGAGACGCAUCGUGAAUGUAACGUGCACUAGUGUUUAGGGAAUACUUUAUCAGUUGUGAUAUAUAAAUUAAAAACGAAGAAAAAAAAACAAAUAUAAACAGCCAGAAAACAGUUGCGGCUGGGUGUCGUCGUCGUCGUCCCUGUGUGGACGGUCGUCCAAAAUAAUACUAAUAAUAAUAAUAAUAAUUAAAAUAAUAAUUAUAUUAAUAAUUAUAUUAAUAAUUAUAAUAAUAAUGAUAAUAAUAAUGAUAAUAAUGUGUAAUUAAGAUAGUACGAAACGGACAUGAUGUGUACACGGAAGCGCGGACAACUAAGCAAAAAGGAGAACACAGGUGCACCACACGGUUUAUUAGUAUGGCUGUACUUUUCGUCCUAAGUCAUGGGAAAAAAGUACCAAGUGUAGAUAUCAUUUUAUCCGACAGAAAGCUGCUGUAAGAAAGAAGGUUGAACGGAACCAGGAAUCAACCUGUGGUCUACUGGGUGGUGUAGCGUUUUGUUACGUUUACAGUAAAUGAAGACAGAAAACGACAGAGGAGCGGGAAAGCACACACACACACUCACACAUUUUCCCAAUAAAAGGAAGGCAACGGCUUAUGACUUACCUUUUGCCUCUCUCCGUACACAGGAUCUGGCACUGAUCCACUCACACACACACACCAUCUGCGUUUGAUUUGAUCGUGUCGCCGGCGAUGACGUGCCGCGAUCAUGCAGUGUAAUAUAUUUAUGUAAAGUAAUGUUAAUGUACUCGCUAUUUUCCUCGUCCGGUCGUCGUUGUCGUUUGUGUGCAUGGAGAUGAUGGUGGAACUGAUGCAUUCUGGUUCUCCCGGAUGCUGGGGAGAGGAUUGAAUGUGUGUGAUGUUCGGCGCGACUAUGUAAAUGUAAGCCAAAAACUACUACGGAAGGACGAAAUGUGGUAUAAUAGAGGAAAAAGAUUAAAAAACUAUCAUCGGAACCAGAUUGUUGUUUCUCGUGUGUUUUCUCUGUCAUUUGCCUAACACAUUGUCGUCAUUCGUAUUCGUACACAAGUUCAUGUAAAUUUUCUCUCGAACUUUUCGUAUUAAAAAAACCAACAGCUGCAACUGUUGUGUGUGUGCGCGUGUUAGAGAAAUCGAGCGGGAUGAAAGGCAAAUAAAUGGAAAAAAGUUAAUCGAGUAGUAAAUCGUUGUUCAUGUAUGGCGCUACGAUUUGAGUGCGGAAAUGCGCCAUACAUGAAUGAAAGGAUGCAAAAAUACUGAAUGGGUUUUGAUGUAAUAAAAGAAUGACGAAAUAAUGAUGAUAAAUUGCGGGAUGUAAAAGAGGACUUUCCCCUCCUCCCCCCCACUGGGCAGCAAUAUUUGGUCAAUUUAAGGAGAAACGAGCAAACUUGGAUGAAGGAAUGUAGGUAGUGUGUGUGUGCGUAUGCCCGUGCGUGUGAGGUGUGCGCCAAAUCGAUGAGCACACUUCGUGAAGGAAAGGAUAAAAAUAUAGAAAAAAAAACAAAUGAAAUUGUAAUAAACGUUUCUUUCACACUUUUUUUUGUUCUUUCGCGAGUUUUGCUGUUAUUUUUCCUACCUUGCUUUGUCAGUAGUUAGUUUAUUAAUGCAUUAUGAAUUAACCACAAUGCUAAUGUAUUGUGUUCGCGUGUGUCUGUGUGUUGGUUGUUUUGACUCUAUUCGCAUGCUUAUUCGACAAAAAAAAACAAGAAUCCAACACAGAUGCUCGUAAGUGCAUCACACGCGACAUUUCUUUCUUAAUGAUGGGUUUGUGUGAAUUGGUUUUUUUUUUUCAAUACUUUGUAAGGUGUGCUAAAGGUGCGCCUUAAUUGUAGUGUGUUUUACAAAUGUUUUUGGUUAUGUUACGAUCAGAUAAAGAUCAUCAAACAUACCACGCACGAGGAACAGGCAUCUAAAUCCAAAUGACCUUUUCCUUACCCUACCCACAAACGAAGUAAUUGUGUAAGUAGAAGAAUUGAUGAGGUAAAAAGUAUGUUAAGCACCUAAAAAAAAGGAAUCUACUAUAUAUGUACUCCAGAAUAUUGCGUAACUUGAUAAAGGCAGGGAUAAAGCAGGAACCAAUCGAACAGCAAGAUCACGUUGCACGCACAUCUCGUACAUCGAUGGUAAGGAGGUAAGAGCAAAUUGUUCUCGAAGCUUUGAGUUUGCUGCUCCAAGUAAACGUUGAGCAAGUAAAGCAAGAAGCGUAAUAACAGCAGUUGGAAAUAUUCUAAACUAGCCAAGCAAUACUAAAGCAGAACACAAUCUUGCUGGGUGAAAGAUACUGUUCAAAACAGCCAAUGGGAUACGUGUGUACAGUAGCGUUAAGUAAGCUCCCCUUUGGAGUAAAUAGUUAUUUUUUUCAUUCUUUGUUUUACUGCUUUUAAUUAUUACUUUGUUCUUAUUGCACCUUCAGUUACUAUCAUCUGCGAUCAGUUUCAGUGAGCGUGGUGGAGUUGUGAAGUGUGCUCUUAAUGUAUAGUGUCAAAUAAAUUAAAAACGAGUAUUAAUAGUUUAAUAAGUUCGAACAAAGGCAUAAAGACGCACGUCCGACGAGGAGAAACAGGAAUGGAAUUGUACCGAUUGAACGGAUGGAAGAAGUGUAUGUAAUGGUAAUUUAGGCGACAGAAUGAAAUUCGAAUAAACGUCGUGUAACGCUAAUACCAUUGUCUAGUUGUACUGUAUAGAUUAAAGUAGUGAAGUAAGCGGCAUAACACAUUAGAAGUAAAACAAAACAAGGGGAUUCUAUUCAAUGUAAAAAACACGUGUGCGUGCAACAAACCAUCAAUUUUGGUGCAUUCAUUUGCGCGGAUACGAGAGAUGCAAGCGCGCGCGCGCGAUGUUAGGUACGCCAACGACAAAACAAACACGUGCGGGUGCAAUACAUUUUUUUCUAUAACAAUUUGACGGUACACAGUUCGAUGAUAUAGCAAAACAAAUGAAAUCGCACGCCCAUAAAUAUAAUGGUGAAUCAAUCGAGCAUACAUUUAGAGAUAUGUUUCGCACGGAACUACUCUAUCCGUAGAGGGGAUAAGCAGUUACGCGAAUUAGUAUAAACUGUACACGAUCCUGUCAUUUGAAAUACAUAAGAAAACCAAUAAA